AUGUCUGCAAUGAGAAAGGAUGAAUUCUCAACUGCACUUAUCCUAAGAGAAGUGGAACUGAAGAACUGCAUUCCUCUCAAAACUACAGGGAAUGCCAACUGUAUGUUUAAUGCUGCUUCACUGUUGUUGGUGGGAAACAAAUCCCUAAGUGAUGUGAUAAGGCUACUCAUUGCUGGAGAACUUUUCUGUUUCUCAGAGUUCUACAUACAAACUAUUCAAGACAGGUUCUUGGAAAUAGAAAACGAGAUGCCCUAUUCAGAGGCUACUGCCUUCUCAACUAUCACAGGGAAUUUUUGGUGAUUCCCAAAGUGGGAAAAAAAACAGGAAAUUCGUGGGGUUUUCUUGGGUUUUGGUUGUAAUUUCCCAAAUUGGGAAAAUGCUACCAAAACCAAUAUUGGGUUCAAGUAAACCCAAUAAAAACCCGCAAAUUGGGAUUUUAGUGUACCAACUUUAACCCAGGAAUGGAGUUUUCGCGUCCCAUAUUUAUCCCAUUAAUUGGAUUUUACCAACCCACAAAAACCCCAAAAAUGUGAUUCAAUUGUCCCAGUUGAACCCCGAUAGUGGGUUAAUACUGGGCCAUCUGAAACCCAAUGUAGGAAUUAUAUUGGAACAGUAAUACCCCAACCAUAGGUUUUUAUUGCCCCAGGUAAUCCCCAAUUAGUGGUAUAACAUUGGUCCACUUUUAUCCCAUUAAAGGGAUAGUAUUGGACCAAUUUAAACCUGAGGUAUGGGAAUAUAUUGGGAUAGUUACACUCCAAAGAUGGGUUUUUAUUGCCCCAGUUGAUCUUCAAUAAUGGGAUAACAUUGGCCCACAUAUUUCCUGACUUAUGGACUUAUGAAUGUAAUUGUAAUCAAUCAAGCAGCCUUUAAAAAUAUUGGUCCAGUUGUAAAACACACAAAAAAGGUUCGACAAUAUUAAUAUGGUUAACAGUAACAUUUAUUUUAGAUGACAAUGCAGGAGUCAAUUCAAACUGGUAGACUGUUACUAAACAGGUAUUUAAUCUGUAUCUCUUUAUAUGUAAAUAUAACGUGCAAAAAUACAAUAUCAUUGAAAACUGUAUCAUAAAAAUAUAUUAAACAGUUUAAUUUAAGUUCAUUCAUCAAUCAUAGAGUAAUGCAGUUAUGCAGAGUCAUAUUGUUGAAGGCUAUUCCAUACAUUCAUCAAACAGCUCAAUUCCUUUAUGAACACAUCAAAUGUCCCUUAACUUCAUUUUCAUGGUUAAGAGCAGCAACAUUUAUAUCAGAACCACUAUGGUAUUUAGUUAUAGCUGGGUCCUACCUGGGAAAAAACAGCAUCAAGUCAUAAUUAUAAUAAAUGAACCAGUCUCUUGUAUAGUUUUUACAUAGCGGACGUGUCAGAACAUUCUUAUAUUUCCUCUAAUACAUCGAAGUGUUCAAUUUCAAUAUUCAGCCAGAAUAUGAUUAUUCUAAUAGAUUCUGUGGAUGAUUUGCAGCAAAGACCACAGUCAUCUGUAUAAACAAAAAAGGUGGAAACUUCAUCUAUAAAAACGAACAAAUAGCACCUGAGAAGAGACGAUCGAGCCUCGUACGAUCUCAAUGGAGCAACCAAACACGAGUUUCCAUACAUACCUUCCUCUUUAGUGCGCGAUCCAGCUCAGUCAUUGUUUAGUAGAAGACGAUUUUGAAACAAGACAAAUGUAAGCAACCUCACAAUUGAAUAUUUUGCGUUAAAAUCUUUGGAUGCAUUCAUUCUAAAGACAAUCCGUUUGCAAACCACUGUUGUACUGCACAGAAGUCCGCCUAACGAUUUGAAUCAAGAAAACUGAUCUUGUACACAUUUUUAUUGGUUCAAAAGCCGUACAUGAUCGCGUGUCACUAAGCGGAGGCCUGGACGCCAGUUCAAGUACCAAACAUGGCGGCAAUUCGACGGCACGAUGAAGAUUGUCUGUCUUUGAAAGCUUUAACUUGUGGUCCGUUUCAGAGUUAAAUGCACUAUGCCGACACUCGCGAAGAGUAAAGCAGUGAGAAGAAAAUAUUGCAUUGUUCUCCCAGGUGAGGGAACCUUUGAAAAAAGGCAGCGGGCCUAUUCACAGAUGCGGCGAAAAAUGUAGUUCGCCGAAUACUCCAUGCAAAACAAUCUCAUUAAUCAGAUUGGACUCGAGUAAUUGGGCAAAUUUCAGCUCUCAACAGAAGACGCCUUGAUAUCGAGAAGAGUUAUGCGCCUAGUGGGAUCAUUCAUAGUUAAUUAUAUUGAAGCGGCUGCAUGCGAUCAAGUGCAUGCACUGAAUUACCACACUUUUGGUUUUCAAAUAAGCCAAUCAAACUUUAACUGUUUUGUUUUAAACUUAGCAGAUAUGAUGUUUGGAAAAUUAAACUUUUUAAACAUUAUUUGUACACUAUGUAUGUUGGUAUUUCAAGAGCAAUCUGUCAUUUCUUUCAAGACUAAAUUCAACAUUUGCGAAGAUUUACUAGUUACCAAACAUUUUGUGUAUGAAAAAUAUUAUUCUUAAUCCUUUUCUGUUGUUGGAUUGAAAUUUAUUCAAUAUUUCCCAUAAAAGAAUAUAAUAAUUGGCCUAACCCUUACAUUGUAAUGCUAACACAAGAUUAUUGUAUUCUUUCCUACCCAAAUAUAAUAGUCAUAAGAAUAACAAAUCUAGAUUUAAUCAAAUCCUUUUCCAAGGUGGGGAUUUCUUGUCCCUUUCAUUUUCCAAAAUCGGGAACAACAUGCUGCAAUAUUUCCCAACUUGUGGGAAAAUAGCCCCAUUAUUUUCCCAUAUUUUGGGCAAUAAACCCAUUGGUUUCCCAAUGUUGGGAUCUUGGAAUCUGUAUUGCAUAUUUUCCCAAACUAAACACAGUAUUGGGAAAACGUAACCCUAACUUUAACCAACCCUUUCCCAAGGUGGGGAUUUCUUGUCCCUUACAUUUCCCAAAAUUGGGAAUAACAUGUUGAAAUAUUUCCCAACUAGUGAAAAAAUAGUCCCAUCAUUUUCCCAUACUCUGGGGAGAAAACCCAUUGGAUUCCCAACAUUGGUAUUUUAAAAAAUAUUUUGCUUCAUUUCCCAAAGUGAACCCAGCAUUGGGAAAAAUAAACCCAAACUUUUACCAAUCGUUUACCAUGAGAGGAAAAUGUUGUCCCAACAAUUUCCCAACAAUGGGAAAAAUCCCAAACACUUUCCCAGUUUGGGAAAUACAAAAAGUUUCCUGUGAAUCCUAACAGAAGCGGGCAAGAGAGA
Messenger RNA from Porites lobata, 3194 nucleotides. The record is from the annotation of a GenBank genome assembly. NCBI's taxonomy places the organism in Eukaryota, Metazoa, Cnidaria, Anthozoa, Scleractinia, Poritidae.